Symbiodinium sp. CCMP2592 is the source of this 7665-nucleotide messenger RNA. Lineage: Eukaryota; Dinophyceae; Suessiales; Symbiodiniaceae. The record is from the annotation of a GenBank genome assembly.
AUGGUCAGAGAGGCAAUGAAGACACAAGUCGCGAUGUUGCAGGAGUUUGCCGGAGCACUCGAGGCAGUCUUGCACGAGCUGGAGGGUGCGGUGGAGAGGCUGAAGAAGGUGCAGAAGAGCGAGGAUGCCGAGGACCUCCUCACCAACUUCCAGCGCGCCGUCUCUGCUCAGCCAGACUCGGAAAAGGCGGCAAAGUCUGCACAAUGGUUAGGCACCGGUUCGCAGGAGCUUCGCCCCAUACGCCGUCCCGAUAAAAGGCGAUGGACAACUUCCAUGGGCGGCAUCGGUGGGGCACUGACGCCCGCAUGCUUGGUGACACCACUGGAGGAUGCAGACACGCCAGCAACUUCAACUGUAGUCAGCGCAGCAGCGAGUGAAGUCGCGAGCGACAACUCAGACUCGCCGCCUAUGUCCCGCCGACCAUCCCUAAGGGAUGGCAAGGACAUGAAACAACCUCGCAAAGCGAGCCGUAUCACCUUCGAAGGGCAGCUCCAUGCAUUGGACACGCCAGGUGAGGAGGACGAGGACAUUGAGAAGGGAGCUGGCAGUGAUACAUCCUCUAUUGGCAAGAAAAGUGACGCGUCUUCGAUGAACUGGCGUGCGGAUGCUUUGGACGUUGGCGAAAAUCUGGCUGCCGAAGCUGCUGCGAAGAAGGGCCACAUGUCUGUCGAUUCCAUCGUGGCUUUAGUACAAGAGGAACGGGAGCGAUGGGAAGAAGAGAGACAGGCACUCGAGCUCAGGGUGGAAGAGCUGAAGGAGAAGCUGCGAUCCAUGCAGGCCGUGCACAGCCGCCCGGAUGCGGAGAAGAGGGCCCUCAAAAUUGAGCAGCAGGAGUUGCGCAAGGUCAUCAAGGCUCGCAGCAGGUUUGGUGCUUGGGUCUGCGCUCGGGUCUCAGCCUUUUUCAUGUUUCCUGUUGGACUGCUGGAAGCACGUCCAACUGGCUUUGAGGAGAAACACAUGGCGGAGAGCGAUGACGAGGAUAUGCCGAUAGCUUUUCUCCCUCAACCACAAAUCCGAGAGUCUGAAAUGAUGUUUGUUCAGCGGCACCCAGACCGCCUGGCCACUGCCGCCCUUGCCGGUGAGAAGCCGGGAUUCGCGUGCGCAAGCUUCCGGUCUAAGCCCAAGCCCCGCAACAUCCCUUUGCGUCCUCUCGGAAAGUGGGGCAUUGCCGCCUCGUGGCGUCGCGUGGCGUCGCUGCAGGAGACCGAUGGCGAGAAGGAGGAUGCUGAGAGCAAGCGGUUCGCGGUUCGGAUCAGACUCAAGAGCCAGGCUUCCAUCAGCUGCAAAGUGCAGCGUCAGGAGCUCCGGCGCCAGAUGGCUUCACGCUUUGCACAGCUUCGGGCUGUGCGGAUCCUAAUCGGGGGGGCGCUGGUCGGACCAUCGGACCGUCGCUGCGGCAGGCGCGGGCAGCUGCCGGCGCUGGCAGUGCAAUUUCAAGUGAGUCGGACGCAUCUCCAAUCCGAAGGUGCGCAGGGAGGAAGGCAUGUCAAAGUCGGCGAGGUCUGCACCCAAGCCCCGAAAGAGCUUCUCAAAGGGCCACCGUCUUUGCAGGACCAUGUCGAAGCUUACCUGGACCAAAUGAUCAACGUCCUCCACACAGAGGUGAGAAAGCUGCAAACCACCUUCAGCCAGCACUUGAGAGAAUAUGAGGUGGCUUUGUCACAGUUUCGCCCGGAGAACGGACACGAACGCUCGUGGGCGCGUCAGGACGUGGAGCUCCUGAGGCAGCAGGUGCAGCUCAUGGAGCGACAGCGGAGACAGCGGAACCUCGAAGUCGGCAAGCUACGAAAGGCAAUGAAAGAAGUCCGAAACGCCCUCUUCGUAGAAACUCCCGCUGCGGCACAGGGCCACUUGGCUGCGCAGCAGCUUCUGGACGAGGUUCGGACAGAGCGUGAGCGCAGGCUCGCUGAAAAGCGUUAUCUGGAGGACCAGAUCAAGAAGUUGAAAUCUGAGGUCGAGGAGCUGGAGGAGGGGCAAGCCGCUACUCCAGCCUUUGACCACGAAAAGGAAAAGCUGAAAGCUUCUGUCAGACAACUGAAGAUGUCGAUUGAGUCCAAAGACCGAUAUGCAUGCUGGGUCUGCAAUCGUGCGCAUGAACGCCAAGACGAGUCUGCUGAAGGCUCCGACGCCGGCGAGGACUCCGACAAACAUGACGAGUGUGUCAUGAUGCGGAGGCGCUUGGUAGAGAUGGAGGAGGAGAUUCGCGAGCUGACUGGCCAGGGAGGUCCAGGUGCUGCGACCUUUGAGCCCGCUCAAGCCAGCCAGAGCCGGCGUUCUGCCAGACUGUCCCAUGAACCUCCCAGCGUGACAGAGUCAACUUUGAGUCCGACUUCCACUCUUCGAUCUUCUCGGGAUCGAAUGCCAACCCCAUGGGCUCAGGCGUCCACGGUGGCAGAGGCAUCUGUGCAGUUCUCGGAUUCUGUCUCGGCCGUCACCUCAUUGGAAGUCCCGGAGAACGUCCCGGAGGUUGGCAAUAGGUCCGUGCGCGACCGCAUCCUAACCCCAUUCGUGGCGGCCAACGUGACAGCCUCCGAGGAUCGCAGAGCACUGCUGGCACCGGUCCUGUCAACAGUCGAGGAGUUUGAAGCGCAGAGCUCCCGGGAGAGGCUUCGCUCAAGCCGAGACAGGAUGCCUACACCUCAUGUAAGUUCAGAGAUGAUCGAGGAAACUGAGACCUACGCAUCUUCUGGAAAAACAGUUCGAAUCUUCCCUGCAGCCGACAUGGAGGCCAUUCCAGCCUCCGGCAGAAGACGGCCUAGCCGGGAGAGACAAGCCACCCCUUUCGAGGAAGACAUGCCUCCCAACGACACACGGACCGUCCAGUUCAGUGGUGCGGUGAGCACCGAGGCCAUUCCAGCCUCCGGCAGAAGACGGCCUAGCCGGGAGAGACAAGCCACCCCUUUCGUCAAGGAGGAAGACGUGCCUCCCAACGACACGCGGACAGUUCAGUUCUCUGCUGCCGUGAGCACCGAGGCGAUUCCGGGCUCUGGUGGCAGACGGUCCAGCCGCGAAAGACAAGCAACUCCUUUCGUCAAGGAUUUCCACUGUCUUACAAUACAGACUUUCGACCUCGGUUGGAAGCAGGAGGACGUGCCGAACAAUGUGCGUACCGUGCAGUUCAGUGGCGCCGCCUCGGUUCAAUUCUCCGACACGGUUUCGAUCGCCAGCGGAGCACUGGAGCUGCCGGAGACGGUGCCGGAGGUUGGCAAUCGGUCGGUGCGCGACCACAUCACCACACCCUAUGCGCCUGCAGCUGCCUUGUCUGAGGCAGUGACUCAGACACGCCUGCAGAUGCGGCUGCCAAGACUGUUCGGAUACUUCGGGCAGCUGAGAUCCAGGAAGAUGCACCUGACGACAUGCGCACCGUCCAAUUCAACAGCGUGGUCAGUGCAGCCCAUGUCACAAGAUGAAGUGAGGCCGACUCGCGACAGAGUUGCGACACCGUUUGGACAACCUGCAGACGAGGAUGCACAUCAGGAUCGCAGGGUAGCGCUUGCACCGGUCUUGUCCGUGGUUGAGGAGUUCGAAACAGACGGCUCAGUCACACACUUCCGGCCCAGCCGAGACAGGAUGCCCACUCCGUACAUGAGUCCGCAGCUCGUGGAAGAGGAUGCGUUCGUCAAUGCUGGUAAGACCGUUCGAGUACUGCCUUUCGCCGACGCGAAGGCCAUUCCCGUUUCCGGCCAAUGCCGAUCCAGCCGAGAACGCCAGGCAACUCCUUUCUUCAAGGAGGACGAGUCGGUGGCGGAGAGGACCGUGCAAUUCAACGAAGUGAUCAGCACCCAGGCGACUGCAGCGGAGGGCUGCGAAGCUGGACGACGGUCGGUGCAUGACCGCAUUGCAACUCCUUAUGCCGGAAACGUUGAUCCCGAGGAUCACCGGGUGGUCGUGCCAUCGGAUGCCUCAGUCGAGGAGUUCGAGGUGGAAAGCCUCGAAGCUGAGCUGCGCUCAAGCCGAGACAGGAUCCCCACCCCCCACGUAAGCAGUGAAAUGGUGGAGGAGGCUUUCCACAAUUCUGGUAAAAGCGUUCGGAUCUUUCCGGUUGCAGAGAUGCAGGCAAUUGCGGCCUCUGGGCAGAGACGCUCCAGUCGAGAACGUCAAGCGACGCCGUUUUUCAAAGAGGAGGAAUGCGAAGUGCCUGACGGUGGGCGGAGCGUAAACUUUGACGAAUCGAUCAGCACAGAGGCCGUCUUGCUCGAGCCGCAGGCCGGCAGGCGGCCAGUACGUGAGCGCAUUUCAACACCCUUCACCUCGAUGGCUUUCAGCUCUUUCCAGGAUCGUCGAGUGCAGCUUGCUCCAGCUCCCACGGCCGUCGAGGAAUUUGAGCCAGCUUCCCAAAAGCUCCGACCAAGCCGAGACAGGAUGCCGACACCCCAUGUCAGCUCCAACAUGAUUGAGGAGACGUUUGCGAACUUUUCGAAAACCGUUCGCGUGUUUCCGGCCGCAGAGACGGAGGUCAUACAUCUCUCGGGGGAGAGACGGCCCGUUCGGGAACGUCAGGCGACACCGUUCUUCAAGGAGGACAACGAGUUGAACUCGAAAGCAGUCCAGUUCAACGACAAAGUCAGCUGCGAAAUCCCAAGCAAGGUCGUUGCUGCUGCGCAGUCCAAGGUCGGUCGAUCGGUGCGUGACCGAGUCGCGACCCCGUUUGCUGCCCAAACACAGGAGUUCGAGGACCAUCGCGUGCUGCUCACACCAGUCGUCUCCACAGUGGAGGAGUUCGAGGUGACAGGUUCCAACUUCCGUUCAAGCCGAGACAGGAUUCCGACGCCUCACGUGACUUCGGAGAUGGUGCAGGAGAUGUUGCUCCACGUGAGCCCCGGGAAGACCGUCCGAGUCUCUCCUGCAGUCGACGUCGAGGCCAUUCCCGCAUCAGGAAAGAGACGGUCAAGUCGAGAUCGACAGGCAACCCCAUUCUUCAAGGAGGAUGUGGUGGACGACACUUUCAGUCAGGAGGCCGCCAUAAGCUCAGGCAUUGAGCGUGAGAUUUCCGUGCGCGUGAAGCUGAACGCUCAGCGGCAAGCCAGGGAGGAGCGCCGGGUGCACAUUGGCACUGCAGAUGCGAAUGUCCCCCUGGCUUUGGAAAGGUGUUCUUCGGCAGACAGUGGCAAUCCCGAAGCCGAUCUGGCUCGUCACAUCGUUGCCAGAGCCGUUAAGGACACGGAGCUUCUUCGCAACACUCUGCGCAAUCUCGCGUUUUUCGAGACCUUCGAUGACGAUUCUUUGCAUUGCCUCAUUGAGGCCAUGGAAGUGUAUGAGUUCCAGCCUGGUGAGAAGGUGGUGCGUCAGGGAGACACCGAUGGUACGCACUUCUUCGUGGUCGCGCACGGGGAGUUCUAUAUCGUAAAGGACAACAGCAAGCGCUGCUACAUAGGGCCUGGGUCUUCCUUCGGCGAAAGCGUUUUGUUGCUCCAUGGCGAACGUAGUGCCACUGUCUGUUCCCAAGGAUGUUCUCGUGCCUAUGGCAUGGCAGGCAUGCAAGUGCGCGAGCUACUGCGACAGCAGUAUGAACAAAUGCGGCAAAGUGUCGUCGAAGCAAUGGAUGAGGUGCUCAAGUCGAACCAGUGCGAGAUCUUGUCGGGCCUGAACGGAUACCAGCUUCAAAGCCUUUAUGAUCAGGUCGAGAUGAAAUCCUUCAAACCAGGGGAGCUAGUCCUCCGGGAAGGCGACUUGCCCAACGAGGUUUUCAUCCUUUUCAGUGGAGAAGUAGACUCGACGUCAGGAGGACAGAAGAUGGGCAAAGUUCCCAGGUUCUACUUGAUGGGAGACCGGGCACUUUUGUUCGAGGAUGGACUGGCUUUUGAGCAGCCGACGAGCUUGACUGCAGCCACAGCUGUUGAGCUGCUGGUGCUGAAGCGAAGCCUACUGGACUCCCUAUUCGGCAGCAGGUUGCAACAGGUCCUCGUGAGGAACAGGGUCCUCUACGUAUUGGCGCAGCACGAGGAUUUUUCCCGGCUGCACCAAGAGCACAGAGAAGCUAUCGCCACCGCGUGCCAGAUACGGUGUUUGCCUAGAGGCUCGGAGGCCAGUUGGGAGGACGUGCGGGUCAUCAUGGCAGUAAACGGCGAGGUUCAGCUGAGCCUUGCGACUGGUCCACAGCACCUGCUUGGUGCUUCGUCCGAUCUCUAUAUGUUCGGCAUGCCGAAUAGGGAUCUGCAGAUGCCACUCAAGCUCCAAGCACUUGCUGAUUCGAAGAUUGCGGUUUGGCAGCGCGAGGACCUGGAAAGCAUCCUUACGUUCCAUGACUUUGAUGGCGCUUUGGAGCAGGACAGCAAGGUCCGAAGUCUGCGCUCUGUGUUUGUUUUCUCGACACUGUCCAAGCACCAACUUCAACGUUUGGCACGCGCCUUGGAGAUUGAGACCGUCAAGUGUGGCAGCCGUGUGUUUGCGCAAGGUGACCAAGGAACGCACUUCUACAUCAUCCGAAAGGGUGCGGUCAGCGUGGAAAUCGAUGGCUGUCAAAAGCGGCGGCUUGGCCAUGCGGAUUAUUUCGGGGAGCGUGCUUUGCUGGGAAACGAAGUUCGCAGUGCCAGCAUUACUGCUUUGGAGGACACGGAGCUUUGGAAAAUGGGCAAAGAAACCUUCCAGGAAAUGAUGCAAGGCCAGUGUCUGGACUACCUGAAAGACCGGAUCUCUUUGCAGGACACAGCUUUGACGUUUAAAGACCUCGAGUUCGUCCGGGUCAUCGGGCGAGGUGGCUUUGGAGUUGUGAAGAUGGUUCGUGCCAAGAAGACUGGAGUAAGGUAUGCCUUGAAGUGUGUCCGAAAACGUGACGUGGUGGAAAAAAAUAUGCAAGAUGCCUUGCUGUCAGAGCUGGACAUAUUAAAGGAGGUUGACCAUCCAUUUAUCGUCAAGUUCGUGCGGUCAUUUCGGGACGAGAGAUCCGUGUUCUUCCUGACAGAAUUGGUAACCGGCGGCGAACUGCUGGAUGCACUCGAUGCACUGGGACUUCUGAAUCACUGGCAGGCAUUGUUCUACACCGGAUGCAUUGUCCUUGCCCUCGAGUUUCUGCAUUCCCGCCGCAUCGCAUACCUCGAUCUCAAGAGCGAGAACUGUCUCAUUGACCAGCAGGGAUAUCUCAAGAUGAUUGAUUUCGGCAUCGCCCGGCGCAUUACCAAGACCAGGUAUGGGCCCCUGAAGGGCACCCCAGUCUUCAUGGCGCCUGAGAUGGUCCUUGGCAAGGGGAACUCCACCGUGGCAGACUUGUGGAGCCUGGGCAUCUGCCUCUAUGAGUUUGUCGUCGGCCAGUUUCCGUUCGCCAGUAACUGCUCCAAUCGUGGCCAGAUCUUCCACCAGAUCUUGCGAGCCCCAUUGCGAUUUCCCGAGUGGUUUUACAAACAGCCGAUGGCGGAGGAAACAAUGGGCCUCCUUCGGGGUCUCUUGUCGAGAGAUCCCAAAAGACGGCUGGGCGCUGGUCACGAAGGAUAUGCGAAGCUGAAGGCACAUCCUUUCUUCAAAUCGUUGUGCUGGGAAAAGCUCCUAUGUCGUGAGUAUGACCCCCCAUACAUCCCGGCGUCGGAGAAAUAUGCUGAGGACAAGAGCCAGCCUGUGAACCCGAAGUCAGCGGGAAAGCCUCUGCCUACGGUGGAAGAGGAGGAGGCACGCUGCGCCGCACCGGAGGAGCCCUGGCAGGACCCAUCUCCAGGUUGGGAUAUGGAGUUCUGA